AUGUUUACAGCGCUGAACGUGGAAGAAUCAACGUCGGACAACAGCGUACUAGCAACGUCUUCAAAGAAACCGACCGAGGAUCAAUACGAAGUUGAAGUCUCGGACGCAGAUGAUUUCUUCGCCAUGAUGAGCUUUGUGAAGGACAUGAACGACAUUCGUGAUCAUUUGAGGGGCGUUUGGUCAGACUACCAAUGCGGCAAACUCGAUCUCAUGAGCGCAGCUAUCACGACUGACACGGCCUUCAAUAUGAUGAAACGCCAUUCUUAUGAGCUCGAUGAAGCUUAUCCAGGAAGCCGUCACUAUUUGAAAUUCGUCGACUUCCUGGUGGACUACAUGGAUAACCGAGGAGGUUCGACAGACGAAUUUGAAGAGUGGAUCUGCUCGCCCACGUUUGAGAUGCUCCUACUCUUCGCCGAACGUCUCGUCCCCAACAAGGUACCAGCUUUGGAGCUUCGUCAAGGCAGCUAUGACCCCCAGCAAGACAGGACUUUGAUGUCCAGGGACCAGCAGAAGCUCGAAGAUUUGAGAAUGGUCUUCAUUGACAUUCACCACGUCCUCUGGGACGACUCCACCCAUCCAUUCGAGCAAAUGCAAGCGACUGGCAAAAUAGUUGUCGACACUCUUGACUCGUACUUUGCCUUCUCUCGCGGCAGAAGCGUCGAUGUCUGGACACCAGAGCACGAUGAGCUACUCCAGCACCUCCGCACGUUCGCCGAUGCAUGGACUCAGAAAGACAACAUGGCUCCGCUGUUCAGAUCAGAGUACGAGAAGAUGGGAGUCUCUCGUACCCCUUACCUCUUCCUCAAGCGCCAUCCCGUCCUCUGUGGCCUGUUGAUCUACCGAAUGAAUACACAGCUUCAAGAACCCAUCUACCCUGCCCAUCUUUACAACGCAGCUCGUCAUAGUGCCAGUCUCGAAUCAGAUUGGAAAGACAUGGACUACAUCAUCUCUCUUCACUCCCCUCAACGCAUCUUCGUUGGCGCCCCGCCCACUGAGGCAAUCGAAUAUCUGAAGCGUUUUGUGCUCGCCCUUGGCGCGAGCGCCACCAACUUUGCUCGCAAUCGCCGUACAGGCGGUCGUUCCCUAAUCGUGGAGUCCAAGAAAGGGCCGCGUGGCCUCAAGACCACAACGCCUGUGAAAGACGUUUUCCACGACCGCUAUAUGCUCGGCGAGACGGCAAAGCUCAGCACUGCGAAUCUUAUCGCCAUGCUGUCGGUAGCAGCCAAGGCAGAGCGCACGAGCAACCCAUCUACCGAUCUACAAUCUCUUGCUCGAGAGCUGGUAACGCAAAAGCAAUACAGCCCUCUCCAGCUUCUCGAUAUCGUGCGCGAAGGCGUCGCCGGCGAGGAACUUCACCUCAACUUCGACUACUUCGGCCUCCACCAACGCAGCUGGAAAAUGCUUCGCACUCUGCAGGCCCAUCUCCACGCAGAUCUCGUCAAGUACUUUGGAGAAACGUAUAUGGAGGAGGAGUCGCAGCUACCAUACGUCAUUGGAUACCUGUUCGAAGUUGUAUGGGGCUCGGAUCGCAUCAUGGAGGCGUUGAGAAUCGAGGGUGGAAGUCGGAUGCUGCACACUGCGGCAGAGAUUUUGGACAGGUUCCUGCGGGACGAGGAGAAUUCAGCGAAGAGUAUCACUGCCGCGAAGACUUCGUCGAAUGCUGUAAUGACGGGUGCUUCGAUCAGUGCGUGA
This is a messenger RNA of Zasmidium cellare ATCC 36951, 1692 nucleotides long. RefSeq lists its product as uncharacterized. The transcript has 3 exons. Lineage: Eukaryota; Fungi; Ascomycota; Dothideomycetes; Mycosphaerellales; Mycosphaerellaceae. The record is from RefSeq and is a predicted model, not a curated record. Bases 1 to 1692 code for a protein of 563 amino acids.